AUGGUUCCAUCAACGUCGACAACUUCAAUGAAGACACUGGUGAAGAAGAUCCGCAAUGGAGGAAGACGACUGAGUGCAAUCGCAUUCCGACGUGGCACACCGUCUCGUGAUCUGCAAACGAUUGAAGACAAUAAUGACAGCAUUUCGAACAUUUCAUCAUGUGACUGUGCCAACGUGUCUCUACCGAUCAGUUCGCCGGGUCAUCAAACUCCGCCAAUGUACAGAGGCGGAAGCCCUCCUUCCCUUCAUGGACUUGAUGCUACUUGUUGCGAGAAAUCACUCCACGUCCCCAAUCAACCAGCAGCUCAAAGCAAGCGGCACUCGGCUCCCAAUAUCGCCACUGCACCGCCCCGAAAUGACUCCUACUACUCUUGUGAUAUGCUGCCCGUUAUUUUGGAAGAAAGAGACAAAACGAGAUCGUCCUCCGAUCAGACCAAGCUAACUUCUCCAGACUCCACAGCUGCCUGCUCGGAUAUUACUGUGCGUGAGGUUGACAUCGGGAACAACAGUACGAAAACUUCAUCACCAGUUACGCCCAAAUCAUUAACAACUAAAAGGACAACUAACUGA
Messenger RNA from Cooperia oncophora, 570 nucleotides. NCBI's taxonomy places the organism in Eukaryota, Metazoa, Nematoda, Chromadorea, Rhabditida, Trichostrongylidae. The record is from the annotation of a GenBank genome assembly.